AAUAUACUGACGAUCAUGGGAGACCUAUCAGCUAAUCAGGAUACGCGGCUUAGUUACAAAAGAAUUACCAGCAUAAAGUAAUAUUAUAACAAUGAAAUGAUGGUUUUGAUCUUAAUCAUUAUUGCUCAUAGUAAAAGAAAAAGGUUGAGUUUUUCAGAUUAGGAGUCGUGUUAGUGUUGUAAGUUAGGAUUGUCAUCAACCAACACUAACAAAAAUACAGAAAAGUCAGAUGUAGAUAUUGAGUUAAGAUGGAGUUAUGAGGUGAACUUACAAACUGAAGUUAAGAUUUUUGUCACGAGCUGAUAUCAUUUAUGAUGUUAUUCUUUUUCAAUCUUCUGUUUACAAACAUUUAAAACUUCGGAUCAGAAUUAAAAGUAAGGAUUAGAGUGGGAUAACACUUUCUAACUUCUGAUCAGGUACUUAGCCACACAUUAUACCUUAUGAGUAGGUAUGUUUGUAAUUUAGCCUAAGCACCAUCCUAAAAUCACAUUUUGGUUGCAUAAUAGAUGUUUUUGUCGAUUUCAAGCAUUUUAAGAAUCAAAUAUUGCUAUGCUUCGUUAAUAAUAACGUGCAAAUUAUUUAUCAAUGUAAAGUUUUUCCUACCAUACAUAUGGAUAAAUAAGAAGCGGAAGUCCCGAUUAAAGAAUCUUUUAUAUAUGCAAUAAAGAAGAUUAAAAUUAGGUCCAGUAAACAAACUCAGUCCAGGGCGAGUUUUGAUUAAUAACCCAGCUACCAUCCAACAAGAUGUUAGGUUGCAGCUACAACUUUCGCGCCAAACAAUCACCUCAAAAACCGUUAGAAUCACCGAGCACAAAAUGCACGAAGUGUCAUCAUAAUUCCAAAUGGUUACCUCAAAACUGUCAGUAUAUUAUACUAACAUCUAUUUAAAAGUAAAGCAAAGUUUCAACUUAUUCUGAAAAACAAUUUUCUUCUUAUUUAGUAAAUAUACUUCCAGCUCUGAUCUGAAUAAUAAUCGUGUUUCGAAUCUGUAGAUAUAGACCAGGUUAGAAGUGAAAUAUAUGUAGUGGCAUUGGGCCCUAACCACACAAUCCUCAAAGCCGAAUACGAAACAUUUGGGAAAAUAGAUAUUCAACAUUAACACGGAGAAAACUCAACGAACAAGAAGGCGGGAAGAAUAAAUUCAAUUAUUUUGUGGAGAUAAGUCUAACAAGCUUAUUUUGCAAAUAGUUUUUAAUAUUAUUUGUAUUUAUUUUGUCAAUUUCUCACCGCAUAUACAUUUAUCAUUAAAUGAUUGUACCUGUUGUUUUAGAAAAUGACCUUGAACAUUUUUUCCGUUGUAAUUCUAACAUAGCGUGACACACUUUCGGUUGUUCGCAAAUACACUACUAUGCACAUACCCAUUGUUCUAUUCACGCUCGUUACCAAGUCAAUUGCGUUCUAAACUGGAUAUUAUCCACAUUUUAGACUGCUGUGCCAUUUCCAUUAUAUCCUACGUCAAAGAAACUUAUUGGCGUCAUAUUUACCUCUGUGGAAUUAUUACUCAUUUAUAAUUGUGGAUUUUUGGGACCAGAACUCAAUAGAAUACGCAAUGACUAGCUGAUUUAAUUCCAAAGAAAAAAAGUUCAUAUCAAUUUACCACAUAGAGGCGAAUCCAACAGCAUAGUUUUAAGACAGAGAUUGAAAGCAACCAUCGAGAAUACCUAUUAUGCUGCUCAUUUGGUUGUGAUUGAAAAGUCUAAGGCCAUGAUUCCUAAUAGACCCAAGCAAUGCACUAAUGAUUAAGUCACAUCCCAUUGUAUUUACCAAUUUACAUGUUUGUGUGAACACACAUACAUGGAGGAGUAACCGAACGUUGCAGUCAAGGGUCAAUGAACAUAUGCCUAGAUGGCUUCAAAAUCAAUGUUUGUCAAAUGAUCCGAUCAAUGUGGGAGGUAGAAAACCAAGUUCAUCGAUAGCGAAACAUAUAAUUGAAACGGGGCACAAAAUUGACAUUAAUACAGCUUUUAGAACGUUGUAUAGAAAUUGUCAAGGAUGGAUUCUUGAGUUCAUUGAAGCCUUGGCUAUUCGUAAAUUUAAACCCCCCUUAUGUGUACAAAAACAAUUUGUCAUAACCUUGAAUUUACCUUGAUAAUCCUCAAGUCAUUCUAUGGUCUAGAAUAACGCGACAAUUUCUCAUUCUUUCUCUCCCCAUUUAUUACUUUUUUACUUGAACUUUCAUUUAAUUGACCUUUAUUAAUUUUCAUAUAAAAACGCAUUGACAAGUAUAUGUGUGAC
Messenger RNA from Schistosoma haematobium, 2235 nucleotides. RefSeq lists its product as uncharacterized. The record is from RefSeq and is a predicted model, not a curated record. The coding region runs from base 1736 to 2089 and encodes 117 amino acids. The transcript is spliced from 3 exons. Lineage: Eukaryota; Metazoa; Platyhelminthes; Trematoda; Strigeidida; Schistosomatidae.